AUGGCCGAGGUGACCUUGGAUCAUGUCCUUCUGCCGCGCCUGUUUUUCCACGAGCUGUCCGACAUCUUCGAUGGCCACUGGUCGCAGGACUCGGUGCUGCCGAAAUCCCUGGAGCAUUCGGGCGCGAAGCAUUUGAAUCUGUGGACUGAAGAGGGACUGAAGCAACUGACCUUUGGCAUGGACAUGAAGAUCCCUUGGCAUCACGUCGAGACCGUCGAGUCCUGGAGCGGAGGACGCGGAGCCGGAGAGGCGAGUUCCAGAUUCGCGGUGAGUUCCAGUGAGAUGAUGAUCAACUGUACCGUGAGAUCCCUCCGAAGUACAAACCACUCUAGAUUACUGGAGAUGUCCUUCGAAAUGGAGGGCCCGGUGUUGCAACGCUUACGUCCCAAACUGCUGUUGCAGAUGGAACCGCAUCGCGAUGGCUUGGAGGUGUGGGUUGGAGGUCUGCUGGAGUGGAAGGCGAGGAUGAAGACAGGGGGAUGGUUCUUAGAAC
Cladocopium goreaui is the source of this 493-nucleotide messenger RNA. The record is from the annotation of a GenBank genome assembly. Lineage: Eukaryota; Dinophyceae; Suessiales; Symbiodiniaceae.